AAGACAUCCUCCACCGACCUAGCCGCCGGCCAACGCAGCGUUCGCACGGUCGGCCAGCAGUCGCCUCUUGCGGCCUCGGACACCGGUCGUCGCUCUCUCCACCAUCUCCACCGUCACUGUUGUCUCUGCCGUCGCCGCUGUCUUCGUUUGCAAGAACAUCAUCAGUGCCGCACUCGAUCUGCAAUGCCUCUGGACGCUUCCCAACCGCGGCUCUCUCGGUUACUCCCCUCGGCUCCUGAACCCACAGCGAUUCCAGCACCGCCAGCUACCGCACUCAUCCUGCGGAUGGGUGCAAUUGCGGCGCUGUUGCUCGGAAUGUCGUCGAGUCUGUCGGUGCAUGCACAGGGACACCGGCCAUACGGACUGGCUCUGGCCGGCCCACCAGCAUCAGCUUUGCUGCCGAUAUCGUCGAUGGCCCUGCUGCCAUCGCCAUCGCCAUCGCCAUCGCCAUCGCCAUCGCCAUCGCCUGCUCGGUCUCACUCGGCGCCGCUGCACAGUCCCCAAGUAUACCCCGCUUCCAAGAACACCGACUUUAUCUCGACCUCGGGCUCCUUCCAGACGCUGUCGCCGUCACCUUGGAGAGACGCCGCCGCCGCCAUCGCCGGAGUUGUCGGUGUCCUGACUGUGGUCUUCUUCGUGGGGCUGACGGCUCUGUUCAUUCGCCGGGCCAGUGAGCCGUCGCCGCCGUUGCGGGAUGUCCACAGCAAUCCCUUUGAUCUUGGCGAUCCCGUCGGUCGACUCCCGCAUCACCGGACCCAGCGCCUCGGCCAGCGUCCCGGUGCCGACCUCGAAGCCUCCCCUCUGCAACCGAAUGGCCUCAGCAACCGCUCGUCGUCGCUGGUGGCCGCCCGCAUCCAGAGGCAGCAGCAGCGGCACUGGCCCGUUUCGCAGCUGCGGCUCCAGGCCGAGGAAGCAUUCGCAUCGCUGCAACACCCUGGCUCGCCUUUGGCUGGAAACGCCGUCCCCUCCGAGUCCAAUUCGCAAUGGGUGCCGCCCCGCAGCCCCACAUCUCUGUUCCCUGCCCGGACGAUAUCGCCGCCCCUGCAUAGCGGCGAGCUGCCCGAUUCUCAUCGGCCGGCCCGUCGGCGCACCCUCGAUCUGGGACCGGCUGAAUCGCGUCCAGACUCGAGCCUCGCUGGACGGCUCCGCGGGCUCGCCAACGAGAUCCUGGAGCGCGAGCGCGAAGACCAUGCCGAAUACCAGGACUACAUUUUGCAAUCGAUCCGGUACCGCGAGCAGUGGCGGCUGCACGAGCAGCGAGUGCUGCGAUGGCUCGGCCUUGGGCCCUCCGAGCAGCCGUCGGCGGCAGCCGUCCGCAUCAAGGACGACUAUCUCCUCUGGGUCAUGGAGCAACCCGAUCACCAGCGAUACAGCUGCAUCAGCGAGGGCGACUGCCGCAAAGAGUACGACUACUGGCUGGCACAGUAUCGGUGCUCCUCCGUCUCGCCCCGAGCUUCAAACCUCGAUUCGGGCAAGCUGCCUCAGGCACCUCGACACUUGGACCACGACGACGUCACUGCCACUGCAACAUCAACAACAACAGCAGCAGCAGCAGCAGUACCGGCAGCGGCACUGGUGACCUCUCCCGAUUCGUUCCCACUCGAAGUCAUCUAUCCAUCGCUCGACCGCCGCUCGUCGGGCGAGCUGACCCUGUUCCGGACUCGCCGGUUCAGCGAAGAUGAGGGCCGGAAGACUCGCAGAAAGCGAAGCGCCGCUACAAUCGACGGCCGAGCCCCCUUGCAGCCCCGGUCGGCUAGGAUUGAGACAACCCCGAAACACUUGGAUGAUGCCGGAGAUCCUUCCCGCAACGACGCCGGAGGUCCUUCUCAUAGCAACUCCCAUCCGGGCCAAGGCGAGGCUUGUGCUGGUCGCAGCAACCGCGGUGCCGGCCCUGGCUUUGAUCAUUUAGAAACGGCAGAGGAUAUCUACGAUGCAGCGGUCCUGUCGAUGUACCGCAAAUAGAGCCGCAUCGAUGCUCUGGUUUGUGCGGGGGCCAUAACUGUAGCCGGGCCAUAUCGAAACAGGACGUUCGACCGAGUGUGCGAUAUGAUCCACCUACGGCAGGUUGUUGUUCAAAAGAAAUAGAGUGCCCC
Polychytrium aggregatum is the source of this 2093-nucleotide messenger RNA. RefSeq lists its product as uncharacterized. The record is from RefSeq and is a predicted model, not a curated record. The transcript has a single exon. The annotation marks the transcript as partial. Lineage: Eukaryota; Fungi; Chytridiomycota; Chytridiomycetes; Polychytriales.